Molecule: messenger RNA, 503 nt
Organism: Microbotryum saponariae
Lineage: Eukaryota; Fungi; Basidiomycota; Microbotryomycetes; Microbotryales; Microbotryaceae
Source: the annotation of a GenBank genome assembly
AUGCCCGAACAAGUGAUCACUUUAGAGUCUCUGAUUAACCUCGACGCGCCUUUUCUCCCUUACCACGUCGCCGAAUUCAUCCGUCGCUCCUAUCUCUACCAAUCGCUAUGGUCCCUCGAACAAGAGGCGCUAUUCCACGCCAUACCUCCCCCCAUUUGGUCCCAGUUGGAGAUUUACAUCUCUGCGCUUUCGCAUGAUUUGAAUUUCAGAGCGAAGGAAUUGGAGGAAGGGUGGAGUUGGAACAUAUUUGAUCGCAAGGUGAGGGAGAGCUGGAAGAUGGGGGAGAGGCUCAAAGUUGAGAGGUCGAGAAUGAGUGAGGUGAUGAAUACCAGUGGGUGGUGUGAGUACCCGUUUCAACAUGCCUGUUGUCGAGGUGUCGCUCGGCGAACUCGGACUCGGCAGUUUGGGCCAGCGUCCCGGAGCCCGGCUCGGCUCCCGGGUCGGUCUCCCGAGUGGGGCCGACGAUUCUUCUCUUGACCACCGCAGACUUAAUCCAACAUUGA